Molecule: messenger RNA, 2214 nt
Organism: Chelmon rostratus (copperband butterflyfish)
Lineage: Eukaryota; Metazoa; Chordata; Actinopteri; Chaetodontiformes; Chaetodontidae
Gene: zdhhc16a
Product: zinc finger DHHC-type palmitoyltransferase 16a
Exons: 11
Coding region: 456-1694 (412 amino acids)
Biological process (GO): protein palmitoylation
Cellular component (GO): Golgi apparatus
Molecular function (GO): palmitoyltransferase activity
Source: RefSeq, a predicted model, not a curated record
CAUAUGAAAACGCAGCGCACAGCGUCGGGCUUUUGAAUAGGAAAACACUGAAUGACAUCCAAACAAAAGGGAUUUGGAAGCAUUAGGAUUGUAUUAGACUGUCAAAACAAAUGAAAUGUUCGGGUUUUCAUAAGGCGACAGUUUAGUUAACUUGCCUCGUAAUGGUCGGCGAAUAGCCUGACAUUACCUGAUGGGGUGAAUCUAAAUACUGCUGCUGACAGAAGUCUGCUCCAGUCCAGACCACUGCCCCUCACACUUCAGGUAAAAACCUCCACCCAGACUCCACCCUGUCUGGAAUGCAGCACAGCAAGGGUUGACGUUUAGCAUAUGUCUUAAGCAGCCAGCUCUUUUUGACACUCGUUUAUAUUUCUGCUUUACUCACCAACGGAUGCUCUUGCAAGUGUAGAAAUUGCGGCCGCAGCGGGUGAAGUUGAAGUGUUAGUUGGCACAGAUUGAUGUGGCGAGUUAUAGAGUCAGCUGCCAAAACAUCUAACAUGACUGGCUCCCAAAUUCAGCGUUGGGUGCGUUCCUAUCACAGAUGCAGGAUGCGGUGGUGUCCCAACUCAGUGCUCCACCUGCUGCGCUGUGUGCGGUUACGGGCGUGUACCAGGAGAGGAAAGAGCAGACUGCCUUUGUGGAUUAGGGAAAUAUGGGCUUACGUGAGCGUGCUGGUGCAGUCUCUUUACUUUAACUCCCUCACGGACUCGGAUGUGGUUUUUGACUCAAUCUUUGAGCCAGUGUUUUGGACUGUGGAUUAUGUCACCCGCUGGUUUGGCACGGUGUUUGUUUUUCUUGUGGUGACGCUGACCAGCUCCAUCGUGGUGAUAGCCUAUCUGGUCCUCCUGCCUCUGAUCCUCAACACUUACUCCCCUCCGUGGAUUGCUUGGCACGUAUGUUAUGGACAUUGGAACCUCAUCAUGAUAGCUUUCCAUUACUACAAGGCCACCAAGACCUCCCCUGGGUACCCCCCUACAGAAAAAAAUGACAGUCCAUUUGUGGCAGUCUGCAAAAAAUGCAUCAUGCCCAAACCAGCAAGAACACACCACUGUGGUAUCUGUAACAGUUGCAUUCUGAAGAUGGACCAUCAUUGUCCCUGGUUGAAUAACUGCGUGGGUCACUUUAACCACCGUUACUUCUUCUCUUUCUGCCUCUUCAUGACCUUGGGCUGUGUCUACUGUAGCAUCAGUGGCAGAAACUUGUUCCUGGGUGCAUACAAUGCUCUUGAGCGCUUUAAGCAUUUGGACAUGGACAAGCCAGGUGUACCAGUAACAGGGAUGGGACUACUUAUAGGGCUUCUCCCCCCAGGCCAGACCAGCUAUCAGACACCUGCACCACCAUACACCUUUAAGGAUAAGAUGAUUCAUAAGAGCAUCAUCUACAUGUGGGUGCUGACCAGCACAGUGGGAGUGGCUCUGGGAGCCCUGACUCUUUGGCACGCCGUUCUCAUCUCCAGAGGAGAGACCAGCAUAGAGAGACACAUUAACAGCAAAGAAACAAAGCGAAUGGCAAAACGAGGAAAGGUGUACAGAAACCCUUAUAACUAUGGCAGGCUGAAUAACUGGAAAGUCUUCUUUGGCGUGGAGAAGAAAAGUCACUGGGUGACACGCGUUCUCCUUCCCUCUGGACACACCCCACAUGGCAAUGGUUUGACAUGGGAUGUCUUCCCAGUUAAAAAGGACUUAAUACCUGUAUGACGGACUACUGAGGCAUACAUGUAGCCUAAUUUCUGCAACAUUUGCUGUGGCCAACCUGCUCUGGUCAUUUGAUCUGGUUGGCUGAGAGGAUCCAAGCAUGGUGGCUCCGUACAGCUAAAGAAAUGGGGUCAUAUCAACCUCCAAUACCUCAAAAACGUGGUGUGACAUUGCUCAUGCUUCGACAGUCUACAUUUUGGAUGGUUUGUUCUCUGCUGGGUUUUAGUUAGUAUUAAAAACAGGUCUUACUUGACUCUGAGCUAAUAAUGGGUUUGAUAUUUUUAUAAAUCACAUGUACUGACUGACAUAUUAUUGGACUGAAGUUCCUUUAGAAUAACAUUUUUUUAAGUAAUCUAUCUCUGCUAGUUCUGAAAAAACUCUAAAAUUUGGGACAUAAUUGUCCCUCCCAACGCCUCAACCUCACUAUUCCAGCUGCACACUCCAGUCCAAUAUUAGCAUUUGAAAUGAACUUUCAUGGAAAACAGCAGUACAGUGGUAAUGUUAUUAUUUAUCUGUAUUUUGU